This is a messenger RNA of Crotalus tigris (Tiger rattlesnake), 974 nucleotides long. RefSeq names its product cytochrome P450 2K6-like. Bases 261 to 815 code for a protein of 184 amino acids. The record is from RefSeq and is a predicted model, not a curated record. Gene Ontology annotation, biological process: xenobiotic metabolic process. NCBI's taxonomy places the organism in Eukaryota, Metazoa, Chordata, Lepidosauria, Squamata, Viperidae. Gene Ontology annotation, cellular component: intracellular membrane-bounded organelle; cytoplasm. Gene Ontology annotation, molecular function: iron ion binding; oxidoreductase activity, acting on paired donors, with incorporation or reduction of molecular oxygen, reduced flavin or flavoprotein as one donor, and incorporation of one atom of oxygen; heme binding. The transcript is spliced from 3 exons.
GAUAUCUGCAGUACGCAGACAAAACUCAACUUUGCAUUUCCACUCCUGGUAACCCUGUUGAUGCUGUUGCUGCCCUCUUGCGGUGUGUAGAGGCUGUGGGGCCCUGGAUGGGGAGCAACAGUUCAAUUGAACCCUGUGGCAAGACUGAAUGGCUUUGGGUGCAUGGAGCCCCAAGAACCCGGAUAUCUUUAGUUCUGGAUCAGGUGCCCACUGUAUGCAUCACAAUUUAAUAUUUCCAAGAAUUGCACUAUACCAACACAAUGAGAUUAUUUUACUGGAAUUUACUAUUUAUUAUCUCAGAAAAAGUCCAAGAAGAAAUAACAAAUGUUGUUGGAUAUGCUCAGCCAGGAACCGAACACCGAACAAAAAUGCCAUACACAGAUGCUGUAGUCCAUGAAGUUCAACAAUAUGCCGAUGUCAUUCCCUUAAACUUGCCACAUGCAACUACAGUGGAUGUUAACUUUAAGGGCUACUUCAUUCCAAAGGGCACCCAUGUGGUUCCGUUGCUGACUUCUGUGCUACAUGAUGAAUCGCAGUGGGAGAGACCUCAUGAAUUCUACCCUGAACAUUUUCUCAACACUGAAAGAAAAUUUGUAAAAAGAGAUGUAUUCAUGCCUUUCUCUGCAGGUCGGAGAGUAUGUCCAGGUGAGACCCUUGCCAAAACAGAAAUAUUCAUGUUCUUUACUAGUCCUCUGCAGAAAUUCAUUCUCCAACCAGCUCCUGGAUUGUCAAAAGAAGACCUGGACAUGACCCAUGCAGUUGGGCUUAUCACACCUCCCAAUACUUACACAUUAUGUGCUCUACCAUGUUCUUAAAAUAGGAACAUUCAGCAAUUCAUUAGUCUGAAUUGCUCAGCUGCAUCUGUCUCUCUGGGAGCCUUCUGGUGGCCUUCAUUUAUGCCUUCUCUGAAACAUUAAAGGUACCACAUAGAUUCUGAUGAGUCGCAUCAAAUCAGUAGUAGACAAAAGAUACCU